AUGAAGUCAAAAGUGAUAGUUUUAGUUAUACUUUCAAUUAUUCCAUGGCCUGGACAAACAGUUUUCAAAAUAUCAUGUCCAAGAGAUAGUGCUUCAGUUGUAAGGAAAUUAAUACAGAGGAAAUGGAUUCCCAUAUUAGAAAAAUAUCAAGUGAAAAUUCCUGUUGAGUGUCCAUUUCAUCCCAUAAGAGAUAUAUUUGGACCUCAACAAGCAGCCAAACAUCAAUUUCGUUCUUCGCAAUGGAGUUGCGGGUUUUGCGGAAAAUCAUUCUACGAAGAAAGAUAUUUAGAACUUCAUUUCGAUAACAUACAUAAAAAUCAAAUAAAUGUGGCUGAAGAUGCAGUUUGUUUGGCAGAUUAUUGCGACAUAAUGCGUUGUGAAGUAUUAGUAACUCAGGAAAUAAAGAACAAACAUUUAAACGGAAAAGGUCAAAUGAAUACGGAUAUAGAAAUAUGGAGAGAAGCAACAGUUUAUAAGACAGCAUUGACAUUAUCCAGUCCACGGGAAUUAGUUAGAGUAACGCCAAAAGAUGAUAAAACACAGGGGAAAAAAUUCAAAUCGACAACAUUUUCAUCGCCGCCGCCGCCAUCAUCAUCAUCAUCAUCAUCAUCUUCGGCCGAUACGAGAUGUUCAAAAGUUACGGAAAAAAAAGGAAAGUCUGAUAGCGAUAAGAAUAAUAAUUCUCCAGAUACUGGAGAUGGAGAUAUGAAUAAUACAAAAGAUACAUGCGAUAAUAAUAACAACCUCGUCGAUUCUGCACUACCUCCAUCGGAUAAAAAAGGAAAAAUUCAAGAAUUUCAAAAACUCAAAACAAAUUGCCAACCGGAAGAAUUAUUAAAAUUAAAACAAAGAUGCGAAGUUCUUGUACAAGACUGCAUUGCGGGACUUUUAACCAAUUUAUCAAUGGAAGAAUACAAAGAUGUCGAAGAAGAAUUAAAUAAAGCCGUCUGCUGGUAUUUAACAUGCGAACGUUAUUGGGAAGAUUCAUUUGAAGAAAUUCGUCCCUUUCCAUGGGGUCUUGUUUUUGUUUUCAUUAUGGUUCUUUCAUUAGGAAUAUGUUUAGUGUAUUAUAUAAUAUGGGUAUUAUUCGAUGGUAAAGAUGGAAGCAUUUCGAGUCAAGGGGUGAGUGGGAAAACAACCCCAUCACAUUAUAUAAAUUCAAGAACUUUAUCCCCUUAUUCGGAAGAAUAUUUUCCCUCGCCCGAUAUGGGAGAUUUAGCACAGAACGAACGUUAUAUAUAUGUAACAUAUCCGCCGGAACUUAAAAGGAGACUUUUAGAAAGGUAA
Pediculus humanus corporis (human body louse) is the source of this 1287-nucleotide messenger RNA. RefSeq lists its product as uncharacterized. The record is from RefSeq and is a predicted model, not a curated record. Lineage: Eukaryota; Metazoa; Arthropoda; Insecta; Psocodea; Pediculidae. The coding region runs from base 1 to 1287 and encodes 428 amino acids. The transcript has 6 exons.